AGUCGCUUCAUGCUGUUUCGCUCUUGUUAGUCAGUAAGAAGCUGCUAGAAAGCAGAAUUCGACGGAUAUUCUGCAGCGAUGGCAGACUUCAACAUCAACUCGGAGCAACUGUCCAAGUUCAUGCGCAUAUGCUUCGAGAAUCCUUUAAACUCACAGGUUGAAGAAAAAGUCUUGCCAGCUCUUGAAGAGCUUGGCGGGCAUGAAGGAAUUGUGAAAAAGUUGAGAACGGACUCAGUUAACGGCAUUAGCAGCAGCGAAGUAGACACGAGAAAGUCAUUCUUUGGAUCGAACUACGUUGAACCUGAUCCACCAGAUUCCAUCUUUCAGAUAGCUUGGGAGGCGCUUCAGGACCCGUGCUUGAUUUUCCUUUGUUUUGCGGCUUGCGUCUCUUUCUUUGUCGGCAUCGUCUUCAACGAAGGAAUGGAGUGGCUUGAGGGCCUGGCGAUCUUGAGCGCUGUGUUUGUAGUCGUCACGGUAUCGGCUGUGAAUGACUAUAAGAAGGAGCAGCAGUUUCGAGCUCUGAAUGCUGUGAAGGACGAUGUGAAGGUAACCGUGAUCAGAAGGGGAGAGAAGGAGAAAAUCUCAACUCAUGACAUUGUUGUGGGCGAUGUAGUGUUGCUCAGCACGGGUGACCUGGUCUGUGCGGAUGGUCUUGUGUUUGACAAGAACGACUUGGGGAUCUCAGAAGCCAUGCUCACGGGAGAGACUGUAAUCAAGCGCAAAGGCCCUUUUGAGCUAGGUUCGAGUGCAUCGUCGGCAGCAAAGGUGAUCCCUGCAUUAUUUGCUGGGACAUUCGUUCAGGAAGGCGAAGGAAGAAUGUUGGUAACUGCAGUCGGCACGCACACAUAUCAAGGGCUUAUGGAGGAGAAGAUGAGGGAAGAGGAGGAAGAAAAGAGCGUUCUUCAGCAAAAGCUGGAUAAAAUGACAGAGCUCAUAACGAAAGCAGGUGCCAUUGCAGGAGGCAUGACAGUUGCGAUUUUGCUCCUGAGAUUCGUGAUUGCAUUUGCAAACAAGGAUUGCUGCAAGGAAACAUUCGAUCAUUCAAUACAUCAUCUUGAGUGGUUGCGUUUCCUUGUAGUUGGUGUCACAGUGUUUGUUGUGGCUGUUCCUGAAGGUCUCCCGCUUGCUGUGACCAUCACGCUAGCUUUUUCAGUGAGCAAGAUGAUGGAAGAUAACAAUCUUGUUCGUCACUUGAGCGCAUGCGAGACCAUGGGAAGUGCAACAACUAUAUGCUCAGACAAGACAGGGACUCUCACGACCGGGAAAAUGACAGUGGUGAAACUUUGGUCUUGUGGAGAGGCUGACGAAACCAUUGCUGCUUCGAUUCAAAGGAUUCCAGCCGCAGUGCAGAAACUUCUGGCUGAAGCCAUCGUUGUCAAUACGUCCUUCAAGUCUGAUGUCGAGUGGGAUCCGGUCAGUGGAAAUGUGAUGAAGUACACGGGCAAUGAUACGGAGUGUGCCAUGCUGUGUUUGUCGAACAAGAUACUUGUGGCCCAAGGUUUCAAGUCGGGCAACCCAUACAAAGAUGUUCGACAAACAUAUCCUUUGGAUGAUCCAAAUCGCCAUGCUAUUUCCUUUUCAUCUGACCGCAAGAGAAUGAGUACCUUGAUCAUCCCGCAAGGAUCAACUUCGUUCCGCCUUUACACCAAGGGGGCUUCUGAAAUUGUGUUGGGCCUUUGUAAAUGGGUGAUUGACCAGAAUGGGUCUGUUGUUGAGCUUACAGAAGCCAUGAAGUCCCAACUCACAGAGGAGAUCGGAAAGUUUUCAGAUGAGGGACUGCGAACGCUUUCAGUGGCGUAUCGUGACUUCGAUCAAUCACCCAACAUGGAUGAAGAGGAAAAAGUUGAGAACGACCUUGUCUUGAUUGGUCUACUCGGAUUAGAGGAUCCUGUCAGGCCAGAGGUACCUGAGGCUAUCCGAGUCUGCAAACGAGCUGGGAUCGUUGUCAGGAUGGUUACAGGCGAUAACCCUCGAACUGCAGCUGCGAUCGCAAAGAAGUGUGGAAUCCUGUCUGAUGACGAUGAUUCUGCUACGAUCAUGACUGGCUCGGACUUUCGAGAGAAGGUAUUGGACGAGCACGAUGAGAUCGACAUGGAUGAAUUCGACAAGAUCUGGGUGGACCUGCGAGUAUUGGCGAGGUCGUCGCCUCUCGACAAGCUGACGCUGGUCACUGGCAUUCAACAGAGUAAGGCCUCCACGCCACAAGUCGUUGCAGUGACAGGAGAUGGAACCAAUGAUGCUCCUGCGCUGAAGAAAGCAGAUGUGGGCUUUGCAAUGGGCAUUACUGGAACUCAAGUAGCGCAAAAUGCUGCAGAUAUCAUUGUCUUGGAUGAUAACUUUGCAUCGAUCGUGCAAGCGGUGAAAUGGGGUAGAUGUGUGUAUGACAAUAUCUGCAAAUUCUUGCAAUUCCAGCUCACAGUCAACCUCACGGCUUGUGCGAUAGCUGUGGCCGGAGCUUCCAUCCUGACAAAGAGUCCGCUCAACGUGAUUCAGUUGCUCUGGGUCAACAUGAUUAUGGAUUCGUUUGCCUCGCUCGCUCUUGCAACUGAGGAUCCUCGCCCGGACCUGUUGAACCGCAAGCCGUAUCCUCGCACGCAGCCGCUGCUGUCUCCGUACAUGCUCCGGUCCCUCCUCUGCCACGCGAUUUGGCAGCUCAUCAUCCUGUGCAUCUUUAUCUUUGGGGUUGGCGACGUUUGUCCGGAUUCGCAUAAUCUAAACUAUUGUGGAAAUUCAACCAUCUAUCAUGAUAACAUUGGGGCCGUCAAAUCCGGUCGCCCGGCAGCGUUCGACAGUCAAUAUCUGCCCAGUGCGGAAAAUUGUAUACCGGUUAAUGAAAGGCCGCCUGGCUAUUGCAAGCAAGAAGUUGAGGAAGAUUCAAAGCCAAACCAACACAACGCUAUGAUCUUCACUGUCUUUGUUCUGAUGCAAUUGUUCAACCAGAUUAAUGCCAGAAAAAUACAUGGGGAAUGGAAUGCUUUCACUGGAAUCUUUGACAACAAGUUCUUUCUUUCCGUCAUGGGUCUAGAAUUUGCCAUGCAGUUCCUCAUGGUCGAGAUCCCUGGUGUGAACACUGCCGUCGGCUGUACCGGAAUGACGUUCGGGCAGUGGGUCCUCUGCAUUUUUAUCGGGGCGACUGAGCUUCCGAUGCAUCUGUUGAUCGCGCGAGUGCCGUUGAAGUGGCUUCCGAAGAGGCUGACGGCAAGCUAUGACUCCGGUGCGGGAGAUGGGAUUCCUUUGCUAGCUAUGAAGUGAGGGCGUUCAAGGGCCUGAGCCCCCGAGUGGUCGGAUCGACACAGACAACUUUUAAUAACAAACUUGAAAACUCUAAUCAAUGGUUGCUGUAACAUGUAUUCCUAAUUUCCGAUGAAAGCAAAAAAGUGCG
Molecule: messenger RNA, 3382 nt
Organism: Guillardia theta CCMP2712
Lineage: Eukaryota; Cryptophyceae; Pyrenomonadales; Geminigeraceae
Exons: 7
Coding region: 79-3252 (1057 amino acids)
Biological process (GO): calcium ion transmembrane transport
Cellular component (GO): membrane; intracellular membrane-bounded organelle
Molecular function (GO): ATP binding; ATP hydrolysis activity; P-type calcium transporter activity
Source: RefSeq, a predicted model, not a curated record